AUGGAGGAGGCAGAGUGGAUGCAGAGGCGGCCCAAGUCCGAGGACCUAAGGGUUGGGCUCAUCAGCUGGGCAGGAACCUACCUCACUUUUGAGGCUUAUAAGAAUACGGUCACUGCUACAGCAAAGGGCUUGGGCAAGAGACAGAUGUGGGAGCUCCUGGUGAGCAAUGAACAAGAGUCACAGGCAGUGGUUCGACUCAGAAGCCUGCAGGGCCUCUGCCUGCUGUCGGACGGUGAUGGCUCUGUGUGCUACGGGAGGCCCAGGAACAGCCACCAUGGGUGCUUCCUGCUGCGUUUCCACCGGAACGGUAAGUGGACCCUCCAGUGCAUGAUCACUGGGCACUACCUGGAGUCGGACGGCAAGGAUGUGUUCUGCAAAUCGAGGGUCCUCUCAGCUUAUCACAUGUGGACUCCGCGGCCAGCCCUGCACGUCCACGUGACCCUCUACAGCCCCCUCAACCGCUGCUACGCACGGGCGGACCCCACUGUCGGCCGAGUCUGGGUGGACACUCCCAUUCCCUGUCUAAAGGAGUGUGGCUUCCUGUUGCAUUUCCAAGAUGGCUGCUAUCACCUGGAGACCUCGACACACCUUUUCCUGUCCCACUUGGACCGGCUGGUCUCCCAGCCCUCAUCUCAGACCAUCUUUCACAUGCAAGUGCGGCCUGGAGGGCUGGUGGCGCUGAGCGAUGGAGAAGGGGGCAUGCUCUACCCACAGGGCCCACGGCUGCUCCUAGGACUGGGCUCCAGUCCCUGUCGAGGCGAGGAGUGGUUCAUCCUACAACACUGUCCAGCCUGGGUCAGCCUCAAGUCAAAGGCACGGAAGUUGGUCUCUGUCUUCUACGAUGUUGAGGUGUAUGCUGCCUCGGAGCACUUAACCCCAAUGGCCAUGUUCCAGUUUGAAUGUGACAGGGAGACCCCCACUCUGCAGCUUCGUUCAGUCAAUGGCUACUACCUAGCCCAGCGACGCCAUAGGACAGUGGUGGCUGAUGGGCACCCUCUGGAGUCUGAUACCUUCUUCCGUGUACACUGGAAUUGUGGCCGGAUCAUGCUGCAGUCCUCCAAUGGGCGCUUCCUGGGGGUCACAGCCAACGGCCUGCUGGUAGCCAAUGCCACCAUUCCAGGUCCCAAUGAGGAAUUCGGGAUUCGGUUAGCCAACCGCCCCUUCCUGGUACUUCGAGGGCGCUAUGGAUACGUGGGCACCUCGUCGGAGCAUGACCUCAUGCAGUGCAACUUGGACCAGCCUGACUGUAUCCACCUACUGCCCUGUCACCAGGGCAUCUACCACUUCCAGGCGCAGAGUGGCUCCUUCUGGUCAAUCACAUCCUUUGGCACCUUCCGCCCUUGGGGAAAGUUUGCCCUCAACUUCUAUAUCGAGCUUCAGGGGAGCAACUUGCUCACCAUACUGGGGCCUAAUGGCUUCUACUUGCGAGCUGACCGGAGCGGCACUUUGUUGGCUGACAGUGAAGAUAUUACCAAAGAGUGUAUCUGGGAAUUUUAG
Messenger RNA from Chrysochloris asiatica (Cape golden mole), 1497 nucleotides. Its product is annotated as fascin-3-like. The record is from RefSeq and is a predicted model, not a curated record. Gene Ontology annotation, biological process: cell migration; actin filament bundle assembly; establishment or maintenance of cell polarity. The transcript is spliced from 6 exons. NCBI's taxonomy places the organism in Eukaryota, Metazoa, Chordata, Mammalia, Afrosoricida, Chrysochloridae. The coding region runs from base 1 to 1497 and encodes 498 amino acids. Gene Ontology annotation, molecular function: actin filament binding; protein-macromolecule adaptor activity. Gene Ontology annotation, cellular component: filopodium; microvillus; lamellipodium.